This is a messenger RNA of Eublepharis macularius, 512 nucleotides long. It is a transcript of the gene NPB, whose product is annotated as neuropeptide B. Lineage: Eukaryota; Metazoa; Chordata; Lepidosauria; Squamata; Eublepharidae. The transcript has 2 exons. Bases 1 to 402 code for a protein of 133 amino acids. Gene Ontology annotation, biological process: feeding behavior; G protein-coupled receptor signaling pathway. Gene Ontology annotation, molecular function: G protein-coupled receptor binding. The record is from RefSeq and is a predicted model, not a curated record.
AUGCGGAGCCCCCCCAGCUUGGCGCUCGCCUGCCUGGCCCUGGCCGCGCUGCUCAGCCCGCCCGCCGAGGCGUGGUACAAGCAAGCGGCCGGCCCCAGCUACUACUCGGUGGGCAGGGCCUCGGGCUUGCUCUCCGGCAUCCGCCGCUCGCCCUACAUGCGCCGCUCCGACGACCUCAGCGCCGCCGACAGCAGCGCCGAGGACGCGCCCGCCGCAGCCGCCUCCUUCCUGCUGGCCGAGCCGCGCCAGAGCCCCAGCGGGCUGCGGAGCAUGGCGGUGUGCGUGAAGGAAGUGGCCCCGGAGCUGCAGAGCUGCCAGCUGCUGCCCGGCCUGCCCAGCAUCAUCCAGUGCAAGGCCGACGUCACCGUCUCGCUGGACCCCACGGACUGCAGCGCCCCGUGAUGGGAAGGGCUGCCCAGGUCGGGACGCCUGAAGCAGGCGGAGAAAGGGAGGCAGGCCGGCCGGCCGAUGGGAGGCAUUUUCUCACGGGCAGGAUGAGGGACACUUUUCAC